AUGGCGCUAUCAGAACCCAACCCCUUCUUGGCUCUCUCAGAGAAAGCCGCUGAACAGGCCAGCCCGAUGCGGGCCUUAUUGGAAGGCUCGGGCAUCCCGGAGUCUCUUUGGAAAGAUGUGGCUGUGUUUGCCCCAGAUGAGUUCGGGUCUCUUUCUGAUGCAGAAAUUCAGGAAUUCUUAGAUGGCCUCACGUACCCAGCUCAGCCAUCCGAUCUGUUGGUAAAGGCCAGGAUUCGCCUCUUGUGGCGGAAAUGCCAAAAGUCGGGGGCACCCUUGCAACCCGAUCCUCCCAAGCCCAAUCCCGUGGGGAGCACAGGUGCGCUUGCCGAUCAGGCUUCAUGGUCUGAGGCAUUCCCGAAGCGUCUCAGUGGCGAGGCAGUCCGCCAAAUGAUAAAGGCUUUCAGUGAGAAGUACCCUUCGGAACCAUUAAGCCCCGAGAUAAUGCCAUCACCACGACUUUUGUCAUUGGUUCAUCAGCAAUUGCAGGAUCGCCGUUGGCGAUGGAUACCGUGGAAGUUGCGGUUGUCCGAAGAACAAUAUGACUCUAAGUCUCUUGAGCGUUCCCUUAAGGCCCCACGGCUUGCAAAUCUGUUGUGGGAAGAGAUACCCAGCAGGGAGUUGCCCACACAGGGCAUGGCUAAGAGUGUUAUGGCAGAAUUGCUUCAUUUGCAGGCAGUGGCGAUUGCGCUAGCAGACGGCGCCCACCUCUACACCCUGCGGGAGAUGAACCGUAAAUUUCUUGUCAAGUGUUUCGAUCACUUGCCUCGGGAUGGGGGGUUGCGAGUGCCAAACAGAUUGGAGGCCGAGAACGCAGAGAAACAGCUUUGGCAACAGAUCGCGGUCUUGUUCAAUGAAGAGAACUGGACGAUGGAUCAGGCAAUACGCGAGGUUGUCGUGGCUCGCAACGAGCUUCACGUUCUGCUCAUGCCGAGGGCCGUCGCACCGAAAAUUCCAUGGCAACCGUGGACGCCGCAUCGCAUCAAAGGCGAUGGCAAGCAGGGGAACCACGGCAAGGGCGGCAAAGGGGAUAAGGGCAAUAAGGGCGGUUCUAAGGAUGGCAAAGGUUCCCAGCGUCAUACCUUGAUGAGCAAUGGCCUGCGAGUGGGUACCUCAUGGAUGCAAGGCAAGAACAAACGCCUUCUGUGCUCCGGGUUUCAGCAGGGCAAGUGUACUCGCGAUCAGUGCAAGUUCGAACAUGUGUGUGGCGCGGGGUGCAUGUCUCAGCCCCUGGUGUCGCCCCAAUCGGGCGUUGUUCUUGCGGACGUAGACAUGUCGGUCUUACAUGCGGCUGAGGCAUGUGAACCCAUGCACACUGGCCACACUGUUUGCUUUGAGCCACAAUCUGAUGCUGAGGAGUCCAAUCUUGAUUUCUCUGGUUUUCCACAAUGUGCUUCGUCAGGUAGUGCCCUGGCCACGUUUUCUGAAGUCCCACCGGUGCCCGCAGCAGUGGAUGCUCCGAGCACUGUGUUGAAUGCCACAUGUGCCGCAGUGGCAGACCCGUCGUCGGCCGUUUCAGCUGCAUGUGACACAAUCUUGAACAUUUUGCAAUCUGUGGAUUGGCCGCCGUGCCAUACAGCAAGGGCUGUCUUGCAACCGCGUGACAACGAUGACACCGGUUACUGGAAUUUUGGGGUUAGGCCCUCAGAACCCACUGUCCUUACUUCCAUCACCCAAGAUAAACCCGACGUAGUUCGCCGUUUGAAUGCCUUGUUUAAGGUUCUUUGGCCGGAUCAAUUUUGGAAUGCGAUUUGUAUAAAUCUCAACCGCGUGGCUAGCCUUCACCAGGAUUUAGCAAACAGUGAGGGCUCCAUGAAUUUGAAUGUCUCCGUUGGGGACUUUCAGGGGGGUGCAUUGUGGCUGGAGUCAGCAACAGGCACUUUGUGGCGCCAGCCACCAGGCAGCCAGCACUGGAUCAAGGGCGAAGAAGUUCAGACUUUUCGGAAUCCCAUUUCUUUUCCAGCUUGUGCCUGGCACGAAACGAUGCCGUUUGUGGGUAAUAGAUGGUCCAUCACUUGUUACACAUUGCCCCAUGUGCCGGAGGGAACGUUAGCCAAACUUGGCUUUCCGGAGGUAUCUCCGGCGCAGGUUCCUGAUGUGUCGCCGAUACAGGCAUCAGCUGCCACAUCAGCGGUGAGUUCCACCGCGCCAAUUUCAGCCCUGCCACCGGUGGUGGCCACAAAGCAGCGCCCUCUCUUCUUUUUGGAUCUUUUCGCUGGUGCAAGUGCACCACUUUGUCAGGAGGCCGCACGUCGGGGUUGGGCGUGUAUUCCCAUAGAUAUUCUACAUAACAAGGAAUCAGACUUACGCGAUGAUCGCAUUUUCGAUGGUCUCUUGAAGCUUUCCCACUCAGGUGCAGUAGCGUUUGCAAAUGCAUCCCCCCCUUGCUGCGAAUACAGCAUUGUGAAGCAGUUCGAUGGCGGGCCGCCACCCUGCCGAUCAUGGGAGUACUUGGGAGGCUUUCCAUCCAAUAAUGCCGAAGCCCAGGAGCGUGUUCAGUCCAGCCACCUUUUAUUGUCUCGGGCAGUCAUGCUUCUGCACGCUGUGUUUCAGAGCGGUAAUCACGUAAGCUUAGAACAACCUCGUAAUUCUAUGGCUUGGGCCGAGCCCGUGACACAGGCUUUCUUGCUGGAAAUUGCGGCGGAUGUGAUUCAGGUUGCAGCUUGCAGCUAUGGUUCGAGCUAUGCAAAGUACUGGGCUUUCGCUACAAGUUGGCGACCUUUACAGCAGUUGCAAAGCACUUGCCAGCACGCUGUGGGUCAUCAUGAUGUCUUUCACGGAAAACGUGACGCCACAGGCCAGUUCGUGUCUCGGCAUACAGCGUUGUUCCCUCCUAUGCUUUGCAAUGCGUUCAUGGAGGCUAUCAGCCCGUUGUUUCCAGAGAGUACGCAAGUUACCAGCUUCACAUCCUUGAAUCAGGCACUUUCUGCCCUGCCGAUUCGUCCCUUGAACGAUUUCCCGACUGGCCAACAGGAUGGCGGCGGCAUCUACAGCCAGCCCGACUGGACGUCCCCUCCGGCGGGACAAAAGGAUACCUUCCGUCAGUUGCGUCAAGAUAUGUGGGGAUUUUUCAAAGAGCAUAAACUUUUUGAUCGCCUUCGCAAACAUGUAAGCGAGUCAUCGCAAGAGCCACUCAUUCAGCAGCAUGAGCUCCCGGCAUUGCGAGCAAUUUGGGAAGCUUGGUUUAGAGCUCAGGGCUUCACGGAUUCAGUUUCAUGGGAGGUUGCGCCCGACCAGCCUUACUGUCUUCAGGCACUUGAACUUUUGAGCAAGGCUCUUGACGACCGUGAUGUGGAGCUUUGGAAGGACUUGCAGGCUGGGGUGCCAACCGGUGUUGAUGGUGACAUUUCUAUGAGCCAUUGUUUCUUGCCGACCCCAGCGAAUUUCAAUCCAGACGAUUUUGAUGUGCAAGUGUGUUCGGGCAACUGGCCCGGGGCCAAUGAGGAGCCAGAAUUGCUGGCAGAACUUGUGCAAAAAGAGGUGGACAAGGGAUACGUGCACGUCUUCGAUUCUCUCGAAGAAGCCCAAGCCAAAUGGUCCCGGGUCGCUGUAGGCAAAGUAAAUGUAGUGAAAAGUGGUUCUAGAGAUCCUCGGUUGAUUGUCGACCCAUCGGUUAGUGGGGUUAACCCUAGCUGCCACCUGCCCGAGCGCUUUCUUCUCCCCGGUCUCGGAGACAUCCGGGCAGUGUAUCCCCUCAGGGGUGUGUCGGGCUGUAUAGCCGCUUGCACUUUAGACAUACAGGCCGCCCACAAAACCGUUCGGAUCCGGGCGAGUGAACAAGGAUUGCUUGGAUUUUCCGUGAACGGCAAAUACUAUUUUUAUAAAGUGGCACCAUUUGGAGGCUCUUUCUCAGCGUUGUGGUGGCAACGCGUAGCGGGCUUUUAUGUUCGUACCGGCCAUCGCCUGAUCUUCAUCAGCCACGUCCUACUGAUGUACGUGGACGACGCUUUACUCCUUCAGCACAGUUCGGCUAUCGACUUUUCUGCGCUCUUGAUGGUGGCACUGUCACAAUCGUUUGGAUACCCGAUCAGUUGGCGUAAGCUCCAGCUGGGGCCCAAGCUGGAGUACAUUGGUUGGCGGAUUAAUUUCCGUGCAGGGACGUUUUGUCUGCCUGAUUCUAAGGUGGCCAAACUUUUGCAAAGCCUGAUGCAAGUGCUCCGGUCCGAUCCUUGCACCAAGCGUGAUUUGCAGGCUCUUAUCGGUCUCCUUCACUGGGUCUUGCAGAUGUCGCCCGAGUUGCUUCCUUGGCUGUGCUGCUUGUAUCACGACAUGUCUCGGUCGAACAUCCCCCCGGGCAGCAAGUUGUUGAGUGCACGACAUGUGGAGAUCAAGUGCAAGGCGGAUUUGCGUCUGGUUAGGGCAACAGGCAAGCGGGUCUGGAUUCGUGUGGCAGAUGCGUCAUCCAGCAAGCGACGGAUCAGCACGGUGAGCAGACAGUUCAUCAUGUUCUGGGUUCACUUUUGCAUGCGGCCUCAGAUGCCCCGUUGCUUGUCUUUGCCACCUUUGGACUUCCAGUAUUCCUUAGCUGCUGACGCUUGUGCUAAAGGCAACGACAUUGGGAUUGGCGGAUGGGUUGCAUUGCCGGAUCAGCCCAUCGUCUGGUUUUCCGAAUGGUUUACGGUCCAAGAUUUCCGUUCACUGGGGUUGCCCAUGAAAGAUGAUGCUAAUUUGGACAUUACGGCGUAUGAGACGCUGGCACAACUGGCUCUCUUAGUCGCUUUCAUUUCCAUCACUCCCACUGGGCGCCUUCGGGUGUGCAUCCCAUCUUGGUCGGAUAACUCGGGGACCGAGUCCUUGACUAACAAGCUUUUCACAGUACAUACACCGUUGUGCUUCUUUGCUCAGAAACUGGCUACGCGGAGUUGGCAGUCUGGAAUCUCUCUCGAUUGUACACACAUCGCGGGAUGUCACAAUGAUAGUGCUGAUUUCUUGAGCAGAUGGAAAGGCGACUUGCAGGAACUUCCUUCCCGGUUCAGCUUGGAUUAUCGGGUUCGAUGCCCACUCACAGUCUUGUGGGAGGGCGAGCGAGAUGUUCGCGUUUUCCCGCCACAUGCUAAGUUGUUAUGGCAGCCGCCUGUAUCUUCCUUCAAUGAAAACAGCGUGUAA
Symbiodinium sp. CCMP2592 is the source of this 5103-nucleotide messenger RNA. NCBI's taxonomy places the organism in Eukaryota, Dinophyceae, Suessiales, Symbiodiniaceae. The record is from the annotation of a GenBank genome assembly.